AUGGAGGAAGUGUUCCGUUUUUACUCGAACUCUAGAAAUAUCUUCAUUCAUAAAAGCCUUUCAUUAAAACCAUCCACCAUUGAUGACCCCAAAAGUGGAUAUGGCCUUUUCGUAGAACCUUCGAAGUUCAAGAAUGAUGAAUUGAAAAGUGAAACUAUCCAAUUGCUCCGAAUCCCUAAGCGCUGCACGUUUAAUAUAAACACACUUCUGGCUCUCUUGGGAGAUGAGGACGAAUUUUCUUCAAAGGAAGAAUUUCAAAGAACUAAUGACAAAAUUAAGAUUGCUCUUCGUGAAAUAAUGGCUCAUCCGAAUUUCAGUGUGUUCCUGACAGAAACAAAUUUACUCAUAAUUUAUUUCAUGAUAUUUCAAACUAUUCGUAGUCGUUAUGAGAUUCCCGAAAAUAUCCAAUAUUAUUUAGAAAAUGUUUUAAUGAGCAUUGAAGUAGAAACAGCCAUGGAUUCUAUUGAAAACUUAGCUACUGAUUAUGGACAUUAUCCACAGAUUUUUGGCCUUCGAGAGACGCUAAAUUUAUUUAAAGAACUGUUUCACGACGUCUUGAAUUUAAGUGAUAUCAAACAUCUUUAUUCUGCAAUAAUUUCACGUUGUUUAGAGAUACCAGAAAGGGCCGAUACCAAAAGUGAAGAAUUCACGGUCCAUUCUACUUUAGUCCCUAUUGUAGAUUUUGCCAACCAUGAAGGCACCCAAAAAAAUGCUUAUUUUGACAUCGACCCUUCAAAUAAUGACGUUUUACUUCUAUUGGAUACAAAAGCGGUCCAAAGUGAACUCACAAAACCUAUUGAAGUUUUCAUUAGUUACUCACCAACAGAGGAUUUAUUUUCCAUGCUUGUAACAUAUGGAUUCACCCCAGAUUUUAGAGGGAAUUCCCAAUUUUGGACUGUAUCCUUUGACAGGUGCUUUUUAAGAAACUAUGAUGGACCAGAUAAAACUACAAAUUUAAGAUUGUUUUACAAAUGGAUGCACAUAAAUCCAGUGGUACCACUAGUUAAAUACGAGCACAACGGAAAGACUCGCUGGUUUCUCAAUGACACCACGCCUGAAUUUGAUAUGCUUUUGCUCCCAUUCAUUCCAUCGAUAGAUGAUGGCAAAAUUGCUCGGUGGGCGUACGAUUCCACAUGUCAUUUGAUGUUCACGAAAAUCCAUUGUCUGAUAAAUCCCGAGGCCAACGAACAUGCGUUAAUGAUUGCAGAAAACUACCGCUCUCUCAUUAAAGAGAAAGAGUCAAAUGGUGACGAUUUCAUAAAUUUACCGCCACUAGCUUGGUCAUUGCGUUACAAAGAUACAGAAAACGAUUGUGUACGGCAAAGACAUAUAUGCAGUGAAGAUGCGGUCGCUGUACUUAAACAAGAAGAAAUGCAAGACUCAACCAAAACCAAAUCCCAGUUUACCAGUUUCUUUCGUAAAUUUUUAGAGUUUCGUAGAUCCAAAAUUAUUAGGCCUACCAGUGAUUCAAAAGUUGCAAGCAUAUUAUACCAGCAGGAACUGGAAAUAAUUGCUGACUUAGCAAAAGCUAUCGAUAGCAGCUCUACCAUUUUUUUCAGCGAUCUGAAUGUUACAUUGGACACCGAACCAGAACGGCUCCCCCCUCUAAGGUUUUUAGAUGAUUACAUAGAGAUCUCUGCGGAUAAGCAGGAGCCAAGCCCAAUUUGUGAGGAUCUUUCUUAUUAUACACCCAGCAGGUUUACUGAUUUUUUUCAAGAAGAGGUAAGCCAAUAUGCGGCUUUCUUUCAGGAUGACUAG
This is a messenger RNA of Saccharomyces cerevisiae S288C, 1758 nucleotides long. RefSeq names its product cytochrome c lysine N-methyltransferase (gene CTM1). Lineage: Eukaryota; Fungi; Ascomycota; Saccharomycetes; Saccharomycetales; Saccharomycetaceae. Gene Ontology annotation, cellular component: cytosol. The record is from RefSeq and is marked reviewed. The transcript has a single exon. Gene Ontology annotation, molecular function: [cytochrome c]-lysine N-methyltransferase activity; protein-lysine N-methyltransferase activity; methyltransferase activity. Bases 1 to 1758 code for a protein of 585 amino acids.